This is a messenger RNA of Dermacentor silvarum, 2465 nucleotides long. Its product is annotated as cytochrome P450 2A3. Lineage: Eukaryota; Metazoa; Arthropoda; Arachnida; Ixodida; Ixodidae. The transcript is spliced from 9 exons. The record is from RefSeq and is a predicted model, not a curated record. Gene Ontology annotation, molecular function: heme binding; monooxygenase activity; oxidoreductase activity, acting on paired donors, with incorporation or reduction of molecular oxygen. Bases 92 to 1555 code for a protein of 487 amino acids.
ACUUGAACAUUUUGUUCACCAGCAAUAUCCACGCAGACACACUGCGACGAAUCCCAGUACUUCAGUCUUCCAGUCCCGCUAAGCUACGACCAUGGACAGUCUAGCAGUAGCAGGCAGCCUGUUGGCGGCCUCACUUCUUUAUUUAGUACUGCAGCGAUGGCUGCGGGGAAACAGACCACCGCACUGGUCCCGCCUGCCUCCGGGUCCUCCGGGGUAUCCACUCGUGGGUCACCCGCAGUUCAUGCGCAAGGACUUCCACUGCAACCAGGCCAUGAAGUGGGCCAAGCGGUACGGGCCCAUAUACAGAAUAAAGACAGGCCCUACAGCCAUGGUUCUGCUAAACGACUUCCAGUCGAUAAAGAAGUUCCUCACUAAACGAGAAGUCCUAUACCGUCCAGUCAACUGGUUGUUUAAGGGAACAGUGUACGGAGGUGUAGCAACGAUGAACGGCGAAGUGUGGGAACACAACCGGAGAUUUUGUCUUCACGUCCUCCGGAAUCUUGGUUAUGGCAAGACUUCCAUGGAAGAACACGUAAAGGACGAGUGUCAGAGCCUAAUAGAGAAAGUGGCCGAGGCGAAGGGAGCACCCAUCGCCUUCCAGGACUACCUGCUAACCAGCACGUCAAAUAACAUUUCGGCACUGGUCUACGGCCGCGGGUACCCGUUCGACCACCCGCGUCGCCGUUUUCUCGACGACCUCCUCAACGACCUGUUCAGGGCUAUCCGGGCCGGUAGCCUGGUCGAAUUCGUGCCUCCCUUCCUCCUGAACGUCGUUUCCAAACUGCCUUCAACGCGCCAGACGGCCAUUGUCUCAAAACAGAUCGAGGAGCACAGGGCAACCCUCGACGAGCAUUUCAAUCGUGACUUCAUCGACGGAUAUCUAAAGAAGACCAAGGAGCACGACGCUGAUCCAGAUUUAAAUUUUCAGGAGCGGUAUCUCCUGGGCAACCUGCUGAGCUUCUUCAUCGCCGGCUCGAACACCGUGGCAGUCACCCUCCAGUGGCACGUCUUGAACUUGGCCGACAAGCCGGACACGGUGCAGGCCAGGAUUCGCCGCGAGAUCGACGAAGUGGUGGGCAAAGAGAGGCAGCCCGCGUGGGAGGACAGGAACAAGAUGCCUUACACGAUGGCCUGCAUCUGGGAGAUGUACCGCUGGAAGACCGUGUCGCCUCUCGGUGUGCCCAGAAGCGCCGGUGAAGACACGUUCUUCGACGAAUAUUACAUACCGAAAGGAACCACCGUUUGUCCCAACGUGUGGGCGGUGCACAACGACCCUGCGUUCUGGAAGGAGCCUUUCAAGUUCGACCCGGGCCGCUUCUUGAGAGAGGACGGCUCUUUGAUUCAACCGAAACCAGAGUACCUGAUCCCAUUUUCCAUCGGCAAACGUAUGUGUCCCGGCGAGGUCCUGGCCUCCGUGGAGAUAUUCCUGUACCUCACUAGCAUGCUGCAAAAGUAUUUCGUCCUCCCCGAAGGUGACAAGAUACACGGUCUGGACUCUAUCGACAUCCCGCUUGUGGAGCUCAACAAGUACAAAGUGCGGUUCGUGCCCCGAUAGCGUUGCUGUUGGCCCCCAGCUACUAGUAAGAUGCCCAUUCCCUGCAGCCGACCACCAGUAGGACAAUUUCGAGAGUGCUCCUAAUCUCCGAAGAAAGUCGAUGGUCCGAAUAUCUCCCAACCUAACUUUGUUCUUGAAUAACGUUGCGGAAAUUCAGCACUAUACCUCCAUACUAUACGCAUUUGAGCUUGAAAACAGAGUGACGUGAAGGAUGAGAAACCGCCAUACGUGCCAUACAUAUCUAAUAAAACAUAGUUUUAAUCAAUUGAUCGAUCGAUCAAUCAGAAUUUAUUGAGAUGUUGAGCACCAUAUCAAUGGCGAGAGGUGGAAAUGAUUGACUUGAGGCUCUGUGCCCCCUAGAAGAAACUUGGAGUGUAUGGACAGCAGUUCUUUGAAGCGAGAAAAUAAAGCAGUCUAUACAAUCAUUUCACAAAGUGAUGAUUACUCAAAGUUAACAAUACGUGCUGCAUGAAUUAGUGCACACUAUCUUUGCAGCAAGACAAAAAAAUAGAUUGUACAACCGGAUGGAUGAAACGGAGACCAAUUAAACGGUCGCUAUAAACAACCCUACCGAAAGAGUCUGAACCUGAGCUUGUUGGUGCGGCUUCAUGGCAAAAGCAGCGCUCGUCAUGUCUGGACUGUGUUGUACCGUUUUUCUCGCGCUGUAUUUCUCCAAGAACACUGUUGAAAAAUAAACCCAGCCGAGACAGAUUUUCACAGGAAGAGUUAGACUAGAAGUGAUCAAAAUGUCAAACAUGUCAUCAUCAUCAAAACAUGUCCUACCAAAUAAAUUAUUCUGCGCGUCUCCUCAUAACUCCACGUUGUCACACAUUCGACCCACCACCCCCAAGUAUCCUCCUUGGCGCGGGUCACCAGUAAUUAAACACAAAUUAACAAAGAAGCUCGAGAA